This is a messenger RNA of Cryphonectria parasitica EP155, 1398 nucleotides long. RefSeq names its product argininosuccinate lyase. The record is from RefSeq and is a predicted model, not a curated record. The transcript has 2 exons. Gene Ontology annotation, molecular function: argininosuccinate lyase activity. NCBI's taxonomy places the organism in Eukaryota, Fungi, Ascomycota, Sordariomycetes, Diaporthales, Cryphonectriaceae. Bases 1 to 1398 code for a protein of 465 amino acids. Gene Ontology annotation, cellular component: cytosol.
AUGGCUUCGACCGGCAAGAAGGACAAUAUGCUCUGGGGAGGCCGCUUCACUGGCGGCCUCGACCCUCUUAUGGAGCAGUACAACGAGUCUCUAUCCUUCGACAAUGUCCUCCAUAAGCAGGAUAUCCUGGGUUCUAUAGCUUUUGCCCGCGCCAACACGAAAGCUGGCCGCCUCACCCAGGCCGAGUUUGAGAAGAUCGAGGCCGGCUUGCUGCAGGUCGAGCAGGAGUGGGAGAAUGGCACCUUCAAGAGCAUCCCCGGCGCAGACGAGGACAUUCACACCGCCAACGAGCGCCGGCUAGGCGAGAUUAUCGGCAAGGAUAUCGCGGGCAAGCUGCAUACCGGCCGGAGUCGUAACGAGCAGAUUGCUACCGACAUGCGCCUGUGGCUGCGGGACGAGCUGGACAAGCUGGAGGACUACCUAGUCAGCUUCCUCAAGGUUGUCGCGAGGAGGGCGGAGAUGGAAGUGGACUACGUCAUGCCAGGAUACACGCAUCUGCAGCGCGCCCAGCCGAUCCGCUGGAGCCACUGGAUGCUGAGCUAUGGCUUCGCGUUUGCCAACGACCUCGAGAGGCUGCGCGAGAUCCGGAAGCGCGUCAACAGGAGUCCGCUGGGCUGUGGCGCGCUGGCAGGCAACCCCUUUGGCAUCGACAGGGAGAUGAUGUCGAAAGAGCUGGGCUUCGAUCAGCUCCUGUGGAACUCGAUGGGCGCUGUCGCCGACCGCGACUUUGUCCUCGAGACCCUGCAGUGGGGUAGCUUUCUUAUGCAGCACAUUAGUCGGUGGGCCGAGGACCUGAUCAUCUACUCCAGCGCCGAGUUUGGCUUUGUGCGGCUGGCAGAUGCCUACUCGACAGGCAGCUCGCUCAUGCCGCAGAAGAAGAACCCGGACAGCCUCGAGCUGCUGCGCGGCAAGAGCGGCCGUGCGUUUGGCCACAUGGCAGGCUUCAUGAUGACCCUGAAGGGUCUGCCCAGCACCUACAACAAGGAUCUGCAGGAGUCGGUAGAGCCCAUGCUGGACCACGUCAAGACGGUGGGCGACAGCAUCCAAAUCGCCGAGGGGGUGCUGUCUACACUGGAUACACAGCCCGAGAAGAUGAAGGCGGCGCUUGACCCCUUCAUGCUCGCAACCGAUGUAGCAGACUAUCUGGUGCGCAAGGGUGUGCCAUUCCGAGAGACACAUCACAUCUCCGGGCGGGUGGUCGCCCUGUCUGAGAAGACUGGUACGCCCAUGAACGAGUUGACCUACGAGCAAAUGAAAGGCGUGGACGAGAGGUUUGAUGAGGACAUCAAGGAGACAUUUGACUACGAGAAGAGCGUGGAGAUGCGGUCAGCCAAGGGAGGCACCAGCAAGGCGUGCGUGUUGGAGCAAGUCAAGGUACUCAACGGUAUGAUUGCAUAA